AUGGCUUGGGUAACCGCAGGGGCAAAAGUCCAUGCAGGCACUGCCUCCAUCCCGCUGCAAGGGAAUACUCUAAACGUGCACAACUUCUUGCAAGGGAGGGAAGAAUAUGACCUGUCAACGAGACGAGGGGAACAGCUCAAAAGCUCCAUAGCCCAAUCGGAAAUAGCGGAUCAUAUUCGCCUAAAGCUCAUGCACCCGUGGCUCAAUAUUGGCUACUAG
Messenger RNA from Aspergillus niger, 219 nucleotides. RefSeq lists its product as hypothetical. The transcript has 2 exons. Lineage: Eukaryota; Fungi; Ascomycota; Eurotiomycetes; Eurotiales; Aspergillaceae. The record is from RefSeq and is a predicted model, not a curated record. The coding region runs from base 1 to 219 and encodes 72 amino acids.